CUUGAAUUCUUCAUGUGCCCAUAAUAUCUUCUUCCUCUCCCUCUCACACAAUUUCUUUCUGGUGGGUUAGAUAUGGUGGAGAAGCUGAAAAAGCGACGACGUAUUUACUCUCUGGAACCCAGCAAAAUAGCUCAAGCUGAGUUCGCGAGAAUCUACUUGAGCCAUUUGGUUCCAGCUUUGAUGAAGCUGAAGCAGAACAAGAAGAGUGAUAUUGCUGAUACUUCAAAAGAUGAUGAUGGUCGUGGUGGUCUGAUAAAGAGCAGUUGUGUGAAUGUUGUGAAGCGUGAAGUGGGCAUGGCUAUGGUGUGGUCAGCCCCACCAGGCUUUGCGUGGACUAAAGCCCUAAAAGCCAAGCUUCAACCAGCAGAAGAUCAAACCAAUGCAGUUGCAGCAAUAAUCAAUGACGACCAUCAUCAUCACAUUGAUUCUCCUUCGUCACAAUAUUUCUCUGCAAACCCUACUGGUAAUAAUGAAGAUGACAGAGAUGAAGAAGAAGGAUUUAAAAGACUGAGAAGGUUGAUUCCAGGUGGAGAAGAAAUAGGCGAGGGAGAAGAAAUGGUUAAAGAAUUGGGAAGUUAUAUAAGGUGCUUGCAAAUGCAGGUGAACAUUCUUCAAUGUUUGGCUCACACACCUUGAUUUAUUGUUUCUUUUCUCUUUGUUAUUUUCCAGAUAUGUGUAUUUCUGUGAAAUUAUAAUUAUUCAAGCAAUAUAUAAUAUAUAUUGUCAAAAACAACUAGCUAGCUGCUGGGUUUAUAGCUUAUUUGAAUAUGGUUUUGUAUAUAUGUUUUUUUUUUCAAAUUAAUAAGAUCAUUUUUUUCGUGACGAAUGCAAGAAAGACGAUGU
Molecule: messenger RNA, 843 nt
Organism: Prosopis cineraria
Lineage: Eukaryota; Viridiplantae; Streptophyta; Magnoliopsida; Fabales; Fabaceae
Product: transcription factor bHLH146-like
Exons: 2
Coding region: 73-636 (187 amino acids)
Biological process (GO): regulation of DNA-templated transcription
Source: RefSeq, a predicted model, not a curated record